Messenger RNA from Ectocarpus sp. CCAP 1310/34, 2033 nucleotides. The record is from the annotation of a GenBank genome assembly. Lineage: Eukaryota; Phaeophyceae; Ectocarpales; Ectocarpaceae.
CCUUUGCCUCCGAGCAAGGUCGAUCGCUACACUGCUGUAGUGCCGUGCACCCAGCUCCUCUUCGGCAUAUUGGACGAGGGCUCAGGCGCGCCCUCGCGACGGGUGGGACCAUGACGACUCCACCUUGGCACGGGUAUUCGGGCAGGUGUUUUCUUCUCGUCUUUCAUCACUCAGGAGGAGGCGGGCACACCACUGCGGCGGGCCAGAAAAUGUACCACGUGCGAGGGAGCUGUUCGUUUGAGCUGCAGCCAAGGACGCAAGGCGAUGGUACAUCAGACUUGCCAGAUGACGGCCUUUUGUCGGACGAAGGACGCGCCAAACGGAAGAAAACACGAGGGUCUGAGAAGAGGACGCAGUACAGCAACAGGAAGAAGGCUGCGGUGGUCGCGGAGCUGCGAGAGCUGGAGGCCGAUCACGCCGAAAAGAUCUUGCAUGUUCACGGCGUGUCGUGCCAGCAGUUCCUGGCAAGGACGAGCGGCAUUCCCCAACCCAACAUCUGCAAGUGGAACGGUGACGCAGAGAAGCUGAUCGCAGCCGCGGUCAAUGACUUGAAGAAUGACCUUGUCAAGACUGGCAGGCAGGGAGAGGAGGUGGUCCGGAGACGCAGAGAAGAAGCUGCACUCGCUGCUGCUGCAACGGCGCAAGAGGAAGCUCAGAGUGUCGACAGCCUGGAUUCGAGUCAACGCGAGAAAGCUCGUGGUAGAAAUGUAUCCGGACGACUCGCGUGCAACGAACUUUUCAGCGUCGGACCUGUGGUGCAGGAAGUUCGCGAAGCGCCACCAUCUCUCGAAACGAAGGCGCACAAACAUGAAGAACAAGCCGAUGGAGGACCGUCUUCCGCAGAUGAAGAGCUUCCACAGGAGGCUGCGCCAGCUGCUGCAGGAACCACCCGUUCGCCGGGCCGCUGCUGGGGGCGCCGCCGAGAACAACGGCGCUGCGAUCGUUCCUGUGGAAUCGCCCCUCUACGGGCGCUUCAGCCUGAAUGCGCCUUUCAAUGUCGACCAGACCGCGUUCAUUUUCCGCGGCAAAGGCAAGUCCCGGCGGUGGAGAAGGCGGCGUACGACCCCGGCGUGGACGUGCUCUUCCAGGAGAACGCGUGGAUGGACGGCCCAACGUGCAUGACGUGGGCAAAACACAGCUUCCUAAGCAGCAUGAAGGGGGAGGAAGGUGUUGUUCCAGAGGAGCAGUCCAUCCUUUUCGCGGAUAACCUGCACGCGCAGACAACGGACGACUUCAAGAAAUUCCUUCACGGCGAGUGCAACACGCUGCUGCGGCUACUUCCCCCCAAGUUGACCGACGAACUCCAACCGGUCGAUGCCGGCUAUGGACGCCUCCUCAAAGUCGAAGUCGGUAACGAGCUGGAUGAAUUUCUUGGGCACGAGGAAAACCUUUGCCUGUGGGAGACCAACAAGCUUUCAGCUGGUGCAAGGCGAAUCCUUUUCACGCGAUUCAUUGCAAGGGCGGUCGCGCGAAUGGACGCUCGGCCUGGGUACCGCCAUCGCCUGUUCGAGAAGACCGGACUGGCGAUGACGGCAGACGGGUCGUUGGACGACCGCAUCACUCCGGAGGGUGUAGUUGGGGCGUACAACUUCAUGGACGGGGGCACGAGCAGUGACGAGGAGAUGCCCGACCAGGAUGAUGAGGUCGGCGACGACGAUGGGGGAGCGGGCGCUGGCGAAUCAAGCUGCGACAGCGACGCAAGCGCAGAUGAUGAUGGUGAUGACCACGGCGAUGUUCAAGACCCCCUGUCGCAGCAAGAAAGCGAUGAUAACGUCGACUCCGACGAUGACAUCAUCGCGAUGGAGCUUCCGGUCGGAUUCCGUCUUCAACAGUCUCCUCCAGAAAAGCUGGAUCGCGCAUUGAUUAAGCGUUGCGUGUUCUUGACGCGUGGUAUGGGGUGGUUCUUGGGGCAGAUCAGCCGGGCAGCGCCCCCGCAAACUAGCCACACGUACGACUACCGCGUGGUUUUGGCGUACGAUCAAAGCACCAUCAUUGUGAACAUGCCUCUAUAAUAGAUGCAUACGAUGUAGACG